Molecule: messenger RNA, 2771 nt
Organism: Sarcophilus harrisii (Tasmanian devil)
Lineage: Eukaryota; Metazoa; Chordata; Mammalia; Dasyuromorphia; Dasyuridae
Product: calcium-activated chloride channel regulator 1-like
Biological process (GO): chloride transport
Molecular function (GO): intracellularly calcium-gated chloride channel activity
Source: RefSeq, a predicted model, not a curated record
AUGGUAUCAUUUAAAACAUUUCUUUUAACCUUGGUCCUGUACAUGCUCCAAGGAGCAGGCACUUCUCUCAUUAAGCUGAAUAACAAUGGCUAUGAAGAUGUGGUCAUUGCAAUUAACCCAGACUUGCCUGAGGAUGAAAAUCUUAUUCAGGAAAUCCAGAACAUAGUAACAGAGGCUUCAACUUACCUGUAUCAGGCCACAGAAAAAAGAUUUUACUUCAAAGGAGUCUCCAUCUUGAUUCCUAAGACAUGGAAGACAAAACCAGACUAUCAGAAACCAAAACUUGAGAUAUAUGAUAAUGCAGAUAUCUUCAUUGAAGUCCCAAAUCCUCCAGGCUAUAAUGUUCCACGAACUGACCAGAUUAGAGAGUGUGGAAAAAUGGGAGAAAGAAUUCAUUUAACUCCUGACAUCAUACUGAAUAAAAUGGUGAAAGAGUAUGGACCACCAGGUAAAAUCUUAGUUCAUGAAUGGGCCCAUUUGCGGUGGGGAGUGUUUGAGGAAUACAAUGAAGAGGAACCUUUCUACAAGUUUAAUGGAAAAAAUGUACCAGUAAAAUGUUCUGAUGCUAUCACUGGUACAAAUAAGGUGAAUGUAUGUUCUGGAGGCAGUUGUUCCAUCAGAUCAUGCAGGACAGAUCCAAACACAGGAAAGUUUCAAAAAGAGUGUUUAUUCAUACCUGACAGAGGACAGACUGAGAAAGCCUCCAUCAUGUUCAUGCAAAGCAUUGAUUCUGUGGUUGAAUUUUGUAGAAAAGAGAACCAUAACAAAGAUGCUCCAAAUGCUCAAAACCGGAAGUGCAACCUCCGGAGCACAUGGGAAGUGAUCCAAGAUUCAGAAGACUACAAGACAUCCACUCCUAUGACAGCAGCACAACCACCAAAACCCAGCUUCUCAUUAAAGCAGAUUGGAGAAAGAAUCCUAUGCUUAGUUCUGGAUAAGUCUGGAAGCAUGGCGAGUGGGGACCGGCUAAACCGACUGAAACAAGCCUCAAAACUCUUCUUGCUUCAAAUCAUUGAAAAAGGAUCCUGGGUUGGAAUGAUCACAUUUGACAGUGCAGCCACUAUUCAAAGUGACCUGGUACAGAUAGAGACCGAUGACCAGAGGAACACACUCAUUACAAAGUUACCUGGUAUUGCUUCCGGAGGAACAUCCAUCUGUUCUGGACUCAGAGCAGCAUUUACGGCAAUCAGAAAAAAAUUCUCAACUGAUGGUGCAGAGAUUGUCCUUCUGACUGAUGGAGAAGACAGUACUAUCAGAACAUGUUUUGAAGAAGUAAGACAAAGUGGAGCCAUUAUCCACACGGUCGCUUUGGGACCUUCUGCAGACAGAGCCCUGGAGGAGCUGUCAAAAUUGACAGGUGGUAAGCGGACUACUCCUACAGACAAUGCCCAAAACAAUGGGCUCAUUGAUGCCUUCAGUGCCCUCUCAUCAGGAAAUGGAAUGAUCACCCAAAGAUCCAUCCAGCUUGAGAGUAAAGGAGCCACUCUGAAGGAUGGGGAGUGGAUGAAUGGCACAGUUAUUAUUGACAACACAAUAGGCAAUGACACACUAUUUCUUGUCACUUGGACAGCAAACCAACCCCAAAUAUCUGUCUCAGAUCCCAGUGGGAAAAUAUAUAGCAAUUUUUCAGUGGAUACAAACUCCAAAAUGGCUUAUCUACAAAUACCAGACACUGCCAAGGAUGGAAUUUGGACUUACAGUCUUAAGUCAAGUGCACAGACACUAACUAUGACAGUAACCUCUCGUGCUGCAAACCCUUCUGUACCUCCCAUUACAGUGGAUGCUAAAAUGAAUGAAAAUAACAGCAGCUUCCCUAGUCCAGUGAUUGCUUAUGCAGAAGUUCGCCAAGGAUCCCUGCCUAUUAUAGGAGCCAAUGUAACAGCUCUCAUUGAAUCAGCUGAUGGAACAACAGUGACUCUGGAUCUUCUGGAUAAUGGUGCAGGAGCUGAUGCUUAUAAAAAUGAUGGUGUCUACUCAAGGUAUUUCACAGCCUAUAAAACUGAUGGUAGAUACAGCUUAAAAGUAAGAGCCCUGGGAGGAACAAACACCCAAAAGUCAAGACCUCAAGUGAACGGAGCAUUAUAUGUACCAGGAUGGGUAGAGAAUGGUGAAAUCAAAAUGAAUCCACCAAAACCUGAAAUUAGUGAAGAUGAAAUUCAAGGAAAUAAUCUAAGUUUCAGCAGAACAUCCUUAGGAGGUUCAUUUAUCUUAACAAAUAUUCCAAGUGGCCCUAUACCAGAUAUAUUUCCACCAAAUCAAAUUAUUGACCUGGAGGCUAAUAUCGAAGAUAAUCAUAUUAAUCUGACCUGGACAGCCCCUGGGGAUAACUAUGAUGAGGGACAAGCUCAAUACUACAUUAUAAGAAUGAGUAAAGAUAUCAUCAAACUAAGAGAAAACUUCGACACUGCUACUGCUCUCCAAGUGAAUACUAGUGACUUCAUUCCAAAUGAUGCUAACUCCAAAGAAGUCUUCAUGUUUGAACCAGUAGAUUUGACUAUAGAAAAUGGCACCACCGUCUUUUUUGCUAUUAAGGCAGUUGAUAAAGCCAACCUGACGUCACCUAUAUCGAACAUAGCUCAAGCAUCUCUAUAUGUUCCAGAAGUUCCAGCUGGUGUUAGUAUUUCAACAAUAGUGUUGUCAGUGGUUGGUGCAGUUGCAGGGAUUUGCAUCAUUGCAGGUGUCACACUCUGCAUCCUCAACAAGAACAAAAGGUAACAAGACUAAAGAUGGAAUUAUGAGGAAAUCAGCACAAAAUAAAAGAAUUCUCUGAA